Molecule: messenger RNA, 932 nt
Organism: Hyposmocoma kahamanoa
Lineage: Eukaryota; Metazoa; Arthropoda; Insecta; Lepidoptera; Cosmopterigidae
Product: protoheme IX farnesyltransferase, mitochondrial-like
Exons: 4
Coding region: 32-736 (234 amino acids)
Biological process (GO): heme biosynthetic process
Cellular component (GO): membrane; mitochondrion
Molecular function (GO): protoheme IX farnesyltransferase activity
Source: RefSeq, a predicted model, not a curated record
ACCAAUUCACGCAAUCAACUUUGCAGCAGUAAUGAGCUGUGCAGGUGUCGGAAUCCUUUAUGUCGGCGUGAAUCCGCUGACUGCUGCGCUGGGGGCUGGAAACCUCGUGCUAUAUACUUCUGUGUACACUCCUAUGAAAAGAAUAUCUAUACUAAAUACAUGGCUUGGUUCUGUUGUUGGUGCUAUCCCUCCCCUAAUGGGCUGGGCUGGUUGCACAGGCUCACUUGACGCAGGCGCGCUGGUCCUCGGCAUGAUCCUCUACUCUUGGCAAUUUCCACACUUCAACGCAUUGUCGUGGAACCUCAGGCCGGAUUAUUCGCGUGCCGGUUAUAGGAUGAUGGCGGUCACUGACCCUGCUUUAUGCAGAAGAGUAGCGUUACGUCAUACGGGUAUAAUCACGGCCACGUGCGCUGCAUCACCGUACCUCGGGGUUACCAACAUGUGGUUCGCAAUCGAGUCGCUGCCUUUAAAUAUUUAUUUUAUGUACUUAGCAUGGCAAUUUUACAAGAAAUCGGACAGCGGAAGUUCAAGAAAGUUAUUUAGAUUCUCCUUAAUACACUUGCCAGCACUAAUGUUACUAAUGCUAGUCAAUAAGAAGUACUGGAGUUCACCUAGCAGUCAGGAGCAGGACGUAACAAUGCAGGAUGUCGCCAAAGUGACUGAUAAGAGAAUAGCAGUAUUGCCACGAGGACCAGUCGUCGCUGCCCAAGAUUCAGACAAAGAUUUCGUAAACUGAAAUAUUCUACACGUUUGUAGAUAGUAUUUUAUGUUUGUAAAUAAUUGUACAAUUAAUUAUGUGAGACUAGAGAGAUUAAGUCAAUCAAUACACAGAUAUAUUGUUAUGGCGACGACCAUAUAAUAUUUAUGGUGAUACCAUUCAUUUAUUUGCAGUUUAGUCGAAUAAUGUAGUUCCUCGUAACUUUAACGACUCA